Exaiptasia diaphana is the source of this 471-nucleotide messenger RNA. Its product is annotated as daple-like protein. Gene Ontology annotation, cellular component: cytoplasm; centrosome. The transcript has 5 exons. The coding region runs from base 1 to 471 and encodes 156 amino acids. Gene Ontology annotation, molecular function: microtubule binding; dynein light intermediate chain binding. Gene Ontology annotation, biological process: cytoskeleton-dependent intracellular transport; cytoplasmic microtubule organization. The record is from RefSeq and is a predicted model, not a curated record. Lineage: Eukaryota; Metazoa; Cnidaria; Anthozoa; Actiniaria; Aiptasiidae.
AUGUCAAUAAGGGGACGUAUAACUCAAAACAGUGCACAUUUUGUUUUUUCUUACCACAUUUUUNAUGGAGUUACGUCCUUUAGAACUUCCUCGGCAGCCGAAAACAUCAACGAUUUUGCUGAUGGAGUGUUUUUAAACGAAGUUAUGGUCGAAAUAGAUCCGACCUACUUCACGCUUACAAGAGUACACCAAAAUGUCGACGGUGAUGUCAAUGUUCGAAUACAAAAUCUAGAUUUUCUGGUCCGUCACCUGAAAGAGUUUUACCAGGAAAAAUUACAGCAGCUGGUUUUGAUGAGAGCACCAGAUGUGGUAGCUAUCGCUCACUGCCCUGACAGUGAUGUAGGACUUCAGGAGCUUGUUAAGCUGCUGCUCUUGAUGCUUGGAUGUGCUGUGCAGGUAUUUGAUAAUAUUUACUAUAAUUUAAUAUAUAAAUGUUUUUACUUAAUUAAGCUAAAUGAUAUUGACAAAUAA